Anopheles moucheti is the source of this 3873-nucleotide messenger RNA. RefSeq lists its product as uncharacterized. The coding region runs from base 1 to 1773 and encodes 590 amino acids. The record is from RefSeq and is a predicted model, not a curated record. The transcript has 7 exons. Lineage: Eukaryota; Metazoa; Arthropoda; Insecta; Diptera; Culicidae.
AUGAUAGUGAGUUUCUUCCCCGACAGUGUCUGGGGAUGUACAGUGAAGCAGCACCAAAAGCAGAAACACCUCCUGUACCAUAAGAUCAUCUACACCCUCAUUAGCGAUAAGUACAAAAGCCGCAUCCUGCGCCGGUCGUCCUUCGCCCUGCUCUAUCUGUCGUACGUGUUUAUUAAGAUGCUUCCGGUGACGCUCGCGAUCGAAACGCACACCGGCACCAAAUCGAUCACCUCGCUGCCGGUGAAAGCGCGCCCGCUGCCAGAAAUGGUGGCACCACCGCUUGACGAUGAGGACGACGACUACUUCGAUGAAUACGAUGAGUACGAUAUAGUGAAGAAUAAAUCGGCGAAGGGAAUGUACGUUGGGGCACCGUGCGAGUUUACGUGCCACCCCAAGCUACAUCACGUGUACUGUGAUCCUACGACUAACACCUGCAGCUGCGAAAAAGAUUACGUCGUGCUGAUUGGGAUACUGAAAGGAUGUGCCAAGCCCAAAAAACUUGGGGAACAAUGCUUCUACGAUCAGACUUGCAUCUACAACGAUGAGCAUGCGCUGUGCAUGCAGAUCGUCCACAAUGCCAUCUGUCAAUGUGCGCCCGGUUUCCACUCCGUUAGCUACUCGAAGCCAACGAAACGUGUCUUCUGCACACAAGACAUGGCCACCAUAACUGCGGAUCUUCCGACACUGUUCGGUGUCACGAGCGGCAUUGCCGUGCUGGCGGGGCUCAUUUGCAUGGUGCUGCAUUUAUUUAGCAAAACAAAAUAUCCACGACCUAGGCAUUUCGGUGAUGCGAACCUCGCACCGCCGAUACUCUUUUCCAGUGAUACAGGGAUACCAUUGACAAUACAGUCGGCAAGACCGUCAUCUCGUUCCAGUCAGCGCUCGAGCGGUUCCAUCGGUUCCUAUGGCAAUCGGCGACCGUCCAGUGCGCCGCUGCACGGCUCCAAAGGGGUCCUGGUCUCGACCUCCCGUACAGGUGCGGCCCGAUCUGCCGCCAUAUUGCUUGUAUCAUGUCACAUAUCUGCAAUUAGAAAUAGUAAAUCCACUAGUACCGAUUCCCAGCACCCCAGCAGCUAUCUGAGCGACGACAAUAUGACCAAAUAUCUCGAGCGCCAGCUGGAGCACCAGAAGCAGCUGCUCUACCUGGACAUACCGUCGCUCAGAACGCACAAUAAGUUGUUUUCCAAGUUUUGCAAGGCCACCGCGCUGAUCGGCAGCGGAAACCACACGUCGAGCGUGAACGUGCACGGCAGGGACAAUGAUGGGACCGGCGUCGGGCAUGCCGCGGGUAGCAGCAGCACCGCCGGUGGCAGCAACGGGCAGUACCACGCACCGUACCAUUACGGCACCUCCACCAACGACGAUUCGAGCUUCGACGACGAGGACGGACAUGGUUCCCGAAGACCAAGUUUAGCUUCCGUGCACAGUACCAGUUCAUCCGUGCGGAGCUACAGUAUGCGUCGGUUCGAGCAGGAGAUCCAGCAGAAGGAGCUACGGCAGGAGAUGAAGCGGCAUCUGGCCCGGCUCCAGGAGCAGCAGCAGCUGCAGAAGAUCAAACCGAACAUCAUCAUCGGUGAUGUGAUAUCGUGCCCUAUGAACAAACCGAUACUGACGACACCCAGCCCGAUGACUCCGAACUCGGUCGACGACAUACUACCGUCGGUGGACGAGACACAGGAGGUAUUCUCGCCCAACCUAAGCCAACGUUCGGUGAGCGACAGUACGGGCGGAUGUUUCGAUGGACCGUGCAGCUCGACGGAAUUGUUGAAAUAGUGAAUGAGUGGACUUAGCAAACCCAAAACAAGCGCAGUGAUGGUAGGCAAAUGUUAUAUAGAAGCCAUUUUAUGGAAAUUUUUAGACCGAUAAGCUAAACUAAAACAACAGAUGAAAAGGAACCCGAAAACGUAGGACGUACGAACCGGCACAAUCCGGUCUAUGCAUGGUAAGCACAAUGGUGGACAGGUGGAACUUCAGUACUCCUCGCCUGCCGCUAAUCGGCCCAACCGGGGAAAGUCGGCGAACCAAAACGAUCUGGCAUCUCGGGUUUGCGAUCGCGUUAGUAGUAAAUGAUACUGUUUCAAAUGCCAGAAAUUCUGGAGCCUCACGGUAGAUUGACAUUCAUUUAUGCAAUAAGUUAAAUUUAGUGCAAUUUUUUGCUUAUGUUUCGGAUAAAAGGUUCAUUCGGUCGGCUAUACUAGACGUUUAGGGGAGCUAUAGUGUGAAUUACAAACAGAAAAGCAAUAACAGUUUAAAGAUAUUAAUUUAAAGGUUUAGUAACCACCCAAGUAACCACACACACUCGUAAAAAUGUAGACGAAGCGGUCAAACUAAUUUAACUCGAUUAAAUCCUUACUGUUAUGUGAUAAUUAUCGAUAAUUUACACUAGAGCUCGUAGCUUCGUUUCGCAUCAGGAUCGUGCACUCCAAGCCGCGACGAAUCUAGAAGUUCCCGCUGGAACCCAGAAGUAAAACGGCCUCAGUAAACGUUCGUCACUGGCAUCAUUCUUAUGAACUAUCCAUUAAAACAGCAAGCAGUGGUGCCAUCCUUUUUGUCUCUGCCUACCAGUUCAUCAUCAGCGCAUAAGCUGCUCCAUUUUUUGAUCUAUUAACAGCUAGAAAAUAGUUUAAAUACACAGAGAGGUAGAGAGAGAAAGAGGAAGCGAGAGACACAACCAUUAACAAACAACACACUAUAACCAGCGGUACACUGUUCUUACUAAUGUUGCAAAAACUUUAAACAAUGCAGUAGUAGCGUUUUAACCAGAACGCGCACCGAAUGCGCGAUAAUGGUUUUUUCCCCUAUUUUUGAAACAUUCAAUCUAUCAAAUGCCGUUUGAGCGCGUUUUGUAACAACGAUUUCGACUUUGCGUACGAUUCCCAACUAAUCUCUAGUAUUCGCAACGCGCCACUUAACGCAAACUUUUGAUUCCAAACCCGUUUCAAAUAGUAUUUUUAUGUAGUGCAAUGCCCGGAUGCAAAACAAAGUGGCGGUUAGUUCGCGUAGGCAAGCAAAACAAACAACAACAAAUUCCGGCAGUGGCUAAAUUAAUAAAAAAAAAGCAAACAAUUAUGCCAGCAGAGAUGCCCCCAGCGUGUGCGAGACGAAACUGAGAGAGCGACUAUGAGUAUGGCGCGUAUCCCUGUAACGGAACAAGAAUCCCCAGAACAGAACCCAAGUAACUUUAGCACAUGUUCAUGUUGACUUCAAUGUUGUAUUAAUAUUAAGCAAGUACUAAACAUCAACGGAUUACUCGUGCUCAGCCUUAGGCAACAUUAUAAAUUCGAUAAGAUUCUCAGGAUCCGGUUUGUACGGUCGGCGUGAGAAUAGAGGGCGGCGAGGAUAAAGGCGAGGACAUCUGCUGGCAAGGAGACAUGCAGGAGGCUCUGUGGAUUCGGAUUCGAACGAAUGCGCUAGAGCGAAUGAAUUGAUUAAGACACUAUUCUAAACUACAAAUACCAUUACUUUAUACAAGUAGCGUUGUAGGCUAUUAUAAGGCGUACUGUUACGUUGAUGCGGGCGUGGGUUGAGAGUGGCCAACCGUGUACCAGACUAUGGAUCAUUUUUCCGCUGUGUUAUUGGAACGCUUAUUCCACGGCAAAGCAUGUUUGAUUCUCAUGUUCCUUUCACUAUUGUGGUGGUUUUCCAACAAAUUAGGUUUACUGGAAAGUUUCUAAGUUUGACAAAUUUGAUUUUGACAUCUGAUGACAGCGAAAGGAGUUGACCUGCUUCCGUACCACUGUUACCAUUAAAGAUCUCACGCACUCAAGAUGUGAGAUUCGGAUGAGAAAGAUGACUCACAAUGAACAAUCUGUGGAUUGUUCCAUCGAAUGCAUUAUUUAAUUGAAGCAAUAUCAAGUUGGAUCAGCAUUCAUG